AUGGCUGAACAACGCGCCACCUCCGAUACUCGCCUCCACCUCUCCGUUGCACCGCCAUUGCAGAUCUCCAAAGAUGUCCAAGGAUCUGACAAUCCCAUUCCGCUCUCACCUCAGUGGCUUCUGCCAAGGCCGGGGGAGAGUAAACUUGGAUCAGGAUCUGUGGAGAACCACAUGAUCUCAAAUCCAACAUAUGGCUAUCGCUCAGAGACUGUUAAGACAUCUGGAAAUGGAGAGGAUGUGCAUGAUGUCCAUAAGAAAAAAGAUGUCUUUAGGCCAUCCAUGUUUGACACAGAAGGUGGGCGUCGUGACCGUUGGCGUGAUGAGGAGAGAGACACCAAGUCCUCCAUCAGGAAGGAUAGAUGGAGGGAUGGGGACAAAGAGCUAGGUGAUUCUCGCAGAGUGGAUCGAUGGACAGAUAAUUUAUCUGCAAAGAACUUUGCAGAAGUACGGCGUGGUGCAUCUGAUAAUCAUAGGUGGAGUGAUUCAGGAAACAGAGAAACUAACUUUGAUCAGCGGCGUGAAAGUAAAUGGAACACCCGCUGGGGUCCUGAUGACAAGGAACCGGAAGGUGUCCGUGAAAAAUGGAGUGACACCGGGAAAGAUGGUGAUAUACAUUUGGAAAAAGGUCUGUCUAACAUUUCCAGUCAGGGAAAGGAUGAGAAGGAGGGAGAUCAUUACCGGCCAUGGAGACCUAACUAUUCACAAAGCCGAGGAAGGGUAGAUCCUUCCCAUACAACCCCAAGCAAACCAAUCUCUACAUUUUCCUAUGGGCGUGGCCGUGGGGAGAAUACACCCCCAGUCUCUACUAUUGGACAUGGCCGGGCUGGUUCUCUUGGUAGCACUUUGAGUACAUACCCUGGAACUGCAUUGGAGAAAGUUGAAAGUGGGCAUGAAGAACCUAGCCGCUUCAGAUAUAACAGGACAAAAUUGCUUGAUGUGUACAGAGUUACUGGUAUGGGUACAAAUAGAAAACUAGUUGAUGAUUUUGUGCAGGUAACUAAUCUUACUCAGGAUGAACCGUUGGAGCCUCUAGCUAUUCUGGCACCAAAUUCUGAGGAACUGAGUGUCCUAAAGGGUAUUGACAAAGGGGAGAUAAUAAGCAGCGGUGCACCUCAGGUGCCAAAAGAUGGAAGGAGUUCGACAGAUUUUACUCAUACAAGAAGAACGAAGUCUGGAAGUGCACCUUUUCAAGAUAGAGGUGAAGAUGGAAGUUCUUACAAAGUGCCUGAAGAGGGGCCAAGUAAUAGAGAUUCAACUUUUGAAGGAAAUACUUCUGUUCAUGCUGGUGCCCCAUGGCGAACAAUGUCGCAUGGUGAUCAUGCUAACCAGUUUCACAAUAGCAGAGAUGUAACUAGUGAUGUUAGAUUGAGAAAAACAGAUAUUGGUUCACACCAGCCGAAAGAUCCUCAUAAUGAGUGCAUCACAGAGAGUUUAGGUUAUAAAUCUACCUCCAAAGAAGUAGGUAAGUGGCAAGCUAGUGAAGAUCCUGUUAUUAAGAGGCAGUUGUCUGGCAUUUUGGACAGUGAACUUGAAACCAGAAGAGGUCAACAGACUGUUCCAGAGGAGUUAUCCCUUUUGUAUAAAGAUCCUAAGGGUCUAAUCCAAGGCCCAUUUAAAGGAAUUGAUAUUAUUGGAUGGUUUGAAGCUGGAUAUUUUGGUAUUGAUUUACCUGUUCGUCUGGAAAAUGCAGUGGCCGACUCACCAUGGUUGUCUCUUGGUGAUGUCAUGCCCCAUUUACGGGCCAAAGCCCGACCACCACCUGGGUUUACUGCACCAAAACCAAAUGACUUUACAGAUAUUUCUGUCAGGCAAAUUUCCGGUACAUUUGGGAAUACUCUUGCUGGUUUGAAUGAGGUUGACAUUUUGAGAAAUGAUUCUAUGCAUAGGCAGAAUCCUGAUACAGAAGCUGAAAAUAGGUUUCUGGAGUCACUUAUGUCUGGUAGCAAGAACAGUCCUCCCCUUGAUAGCCUGACGUUGUCAGAAGGUCUACAAGGGUUUGUUGGAAAUAAUCCAGGUAAUAUGGGUCCAUCAGGAGUUGAUAAUGGAAAUAAUCUUUACUUGCUUGCCAAGAGGAUGGCACUUGAACGACAGCGGUCCAUACCUAGUCACUACCCAUAUUGGCCAGGACGUGAUGCAGCUUCAUUUGCUCCAAAACCGGAUGUUGUCCCAGAUGCCUCCUUGCAUUCUAAACUAUUGUCUUCAGUGAGUGAUAACUCUCGUCAACCUCAGUCCCAAAGUUCCGAGUUAAUGUCACUCAUCCAAGGUUUAUCUGAUAGGACAUCUGCAGGCCUAAAUAAUGGUCCUGCUGGCUGGCCUAAUUAUCCUUUACAAGGUGCAUUAGAUCCCCUACAGAAUAAAAUUGACUUGCUUCAUGAUCAAAAUUAUCCUCAAAUGCCAUUUGGAAUUCAGCAGCAAAGGCCAUCGGCACAAAACCAACUGUCUUUAAGCAAUUUACUGGCUCAAGCUGCUGAUAACCCAUCUAAUGCUUUGGCAGCAGAGAAGCUACUUUCUUCUGGUUUAUCACAAGAUCCGCAAAUAUUAAAUAUGUUGCAACAGCAAUACUUGUUGCAACUGCAUUCUCAGGCAGCUGCUCAAGCACAGCAGAUCCCCUUGAUUGAUAAACUCCUGUUGCUGAAGCAACAACAGAAGCAGGAGGAGCAGCAGCAAUUACUGCGACAACAGCAAUUGCUUUCUCAAGUGUUGCAAGACCAACAGUCUAGCCAGCUUUUCAGCAAUUCAUCUUAUGGACAGUUGCAAGGUGUAUUGCCCAUGGGGAAUUUGCGUGUGGAACCUUCUCAACUUCAAUCACCCCAAGAGAUCUUUCCCAUGAGCUCUCAGGCACCAAUCCCCAAUGUGCAUAAUGAGCACAAUUCCAGUUCUUUGAAUCUACCACCGAAAGCUAGUCAAGAUACAAAUUGUAAUGUAAGCAGUGAAGCUUCUAUACGUCUGCCUCACCAAUUAUAUGGGGAUACUGGUCGUCCAGAUAAUUGGGUCCCUAAUCUUACUGAACAGAUUAAUGAUAAAUAUCUGAAGGAAUCAUUGCCGAUAUCAUCAACUUAUAUUGAGAGUUCUACAUUGCUUGAUCAGAACAGAUCCAAAGAAGAACCAUUCAUUGUGCAAGAACCUCCUUCUCUUAAAGAUUUCACUUCCAAGUCAGUAGAACAGGUGCCGCCCAGCAACUUUAGGCCUGAUGGUGUGGUUGUGACCUCGAUUUCUAAGCCUGGUGAAAAUUAUGGACUUCUGCAGUCUUUUGCACCUAACAUUGCCUUAACUUCAGCUGGAUCUAAUGGGUUUGAAUCUCCACUUCUGAGUGACCCUGGUAUGGAGGUGAAGACCAAAUUGGAUAUUGUGCAUCAAGAGCAACAUGCUGGGAGGGACGGCUCUGUAUCUGAGCAAUCUCUGGGAGACAUAAGAAACAUUGAAGUUCAUGAACCUAAAAAGGCUAGUGAGAAAAAAUCUAAGAAACAAAAAUCAACCAAGUCUCAGUCUUUUGAUCAAACAAAGGGAGUGGUAAAAAAUGUGACUUUGCAGCCAUCAAAGCAGUCAGAAGCUGAAAUGCCAAAAUCAAGUGAUUUUGGGGAACCUAAGAGGGUUAAAUCAUUGGAUGAAACAAAUAUGCAACAAACCAGAGUUAAAGGAACUCAGACUGGAGGUGCAGUCCCAGAGGCAGGUGAUCACCAUCGUGCUGGUGGCUGGACUGGUAUUGUUACUGGAAAGAUAACUGAAACAGUUGAUAUAGGUGAUGCCAAGGAAGCUAGUUCUAUUUUGACACAGAAAACUGAAGUACCUGCUGGACGAGCUUGGAAACCUGCUCCUGGUGUUAAACCAAAAUCUUUCUUAGAAAUUCAACAGGAAGAACAGAGGAAGGCAGAUACAGAAAUGCUUGUAUCUGACAUUGCUGUUUCUGUCAAUUCAAUGAGCCUGGCAAGUCCCUGGGCUGGAGUUGUGUCCAAUCCAGACUCUGUGAAGGUAUCUAGUGAAAGUCACAAAGAAGGAGGCAAUACUGAAAAUUUUGUUAAAUCUGAAAUUUCUCAACAUGUCAAAAGCAAGAAAAGUCCUCUACAUGAUCUAUUAGCAGAAGAAGUUCUAAAGAAAUCUAAUGAAUUAGAUGUUGAGGUUCCAGAUAGUAUAUUGCCCUCACAUAAUAUAGUUGUGCAAUUAGAAUCACUGGAUGAUGGCCAUUUUAUUGAGGCAAAAGAUACUAAAAGAAGCCGAAAAAAGACUGCAAAAUCAAAGGGUUCUGGAACUAAAGCUUCAUUGCCCAUUGCAUCUUCUGAUGUACCUGUAGCUUCAAGCCCCAAUGAAAAGGGAAAAAACUCGCGUUUGGUACAGCAGGAGAAAGAAGAAUUGCCUGUUAUCCCUGCAGGACCCUCUCUGGGUGAUUUUGUUCUUUGGAAAGGAGAUCGAGAACCAUCAAGCACCUCUCCUUCUCCAGCAUGGUCUACUGAUUCUGGUAGAGUUCCAAAACCAACUUCAUUGAGGGACAUUCUUAAGGAGCAAGAGAAAAAGGCCUCUUCUGCAAUUCCUGUAAGCCCAAUGCCUCCCCCUCAGAAAUCUCAGCCUACCCAGUCUACACGUAGUAGUCUAUCUUCAUGGUCAGUUUCGGCAUCCUCUCCAUCUAAAGCUGCUUCGCCAAUUCAGAUAAAUACCCAAGCUUCUCAAUCAAAAUACAAGGGAGAUGAUGACUUGUUCUGGGGUCCAAUAGAGCAAUCUAAGCAGGAUGCCAAGCAGUCGGAUUUCCCACAGCUUGCGGGCCAAGGGAGCUGGGGUACGAAAAAUGUACCGUUGAAAGGUAAUUCUCCUGGACUAUUGACAAAACAGAAAUCAGUGACAGGAAAACCAACUGAACGGUCUCUAGCAUCAUCACCUGCCUCUUCUCAAUCAAUGCUGAAAUUGAAAAAAGAUGCCAUGACAAGGCAUUCUGAGGCCACGGACUUCAGAGAUUGGUGUGAGAACGAGUGUGUUAGGCUUAUUGGGACAAAAGUGUUUAUUUUUUGUGGGACGGGCGUUGUGUUUAUUGCAGAUACAAGUUUCCUUGAAUUUUGCUUGAAGCAAUCCAGAUCGGAAGCUGAGAUACUUCUUAUAGAAAACCUUGGAUCCUAUGAUCCCGACCACAAAUUCAUUGAUAAAUUCCUGAAUUGCAAGGAGCUGUUACCGUCAGAUGUUUUGGACAUUGCUUUUCAGAAUAGGAAUGACAAGAAAGUUACUGGACAUGGACCAGCUGAGACAGGUUUAGCUAAUGCAGAUAUUCAGGAUGUGGAGUGCACUGAAGGAUCCUCUAAAGGUGGUGGAAAGAAGAAAGGUAAGAAGGGGAAAAAGGUCAGCCCUUCAGUUUUGGGAUUUAACGUUGUGAGUAACCGGAUCAUGAUGGGGGAGAUCCAGAAUGUAGAAGAUUAA
This is a messenger RNA of Sphenostylis stenocarpa, 5397 nucleotides long. Lineage: Eukaryota; Viridiplantae; Streptophyta; Magnoliopsida; Fabales; Fabaceae. The record is from the annotation of a GenBank genome assembly.